Messenger RNA from Perca fluviatilis (European perch), 1901 nucleotides. RefSeq names its product coiled-coil domain containing 125 (gene ccdc125). The record is from RefSeq and is a predicted model, not a curated record. The transcript has 12 exons. Bases 212 to 1705 code for a protein of 497 amino acids. Lineage: Eukaryota; Metazoa; Chordata; Actinopteri; Perciformes; Percidae. Gene Ontology annotation, biological process: negative regulation of cell motility; negative regulation of Rho protein signal transduction. Gene Ontology annotation, cellular component: cytoplasm.
ACAGGAAGUGAUUCACCUAGCAGCCUUUCUAUUAGUAUGCGAAAGCUGGCGAUAGUAACCGUUGACCGUAAAUAUGAAUAUUAACAGUCUAUGGUAGUAACACUGGGAUUCAUCUUUACUAAGCGUUGUGUUUGUCCGUGUAUCGCUGGAGGCGGGAAAGCACCAAGGAAUAUCGCGCUACUGCUUCAAAGUUCCAGUUUGAUGGGUGCAGAUGCAGGAGACCAGUGAGGCCCGCAGCCUGGAUGAUGAUAUGGUGGAGGGAGACCUGGGGGACGGGAUGGGAGUCAAAGCAGCACCCAACUCCACCAGGAAGAAGAGCCAAAGCUUUGUAGGACUCACAGAGACGCUGCUGUCCCGAACAGAGCCGGGAGAGGCGGCCUGGAUCCCCGGACUGAAGACUGCAGAGACACAGCAGCAGAGAGCCCGCUGGAAGCUGCCACUCUCCGCAGGCACCCUGGUUGACCUGUCAAAAGACGAGCUGAAAGACCGACUACAGGAAGCCACUGAGGUGAUAGACGUUUUAUGCUGUGAGCUGGAGGUGGCACAUCGGUACCUUGAAGGCAAAUACGAAGCUCUGAAGAUCUUACAGGGGAAGGCCAUUCUUGACAAAGCCACGAGUCACACUAAAAGUCUGCUGCAGAAAAGUGAGGCGAGGGCCAAAGCUCUGGAGAAGGAGGCGAACAGCUUGCAGUGGGAACUCAGCUUCAUCCAGGUCCAGAUGAAGAAGUCUCAACAAUCCUGGGAGCAGAAAUACAACAGAAUUUGGAGUGAGAACAAGACUCUGACCGACAAACUGGAGGAGAGAGAGAGAGAGAUCCAGAAGCUCCGGGCAGAACAUUCCACUCUUAGUCGGCAGUGCGUGGAGCUUCUCUCCAUGCUGAGUGUGAAGGAGCAGAGAACUUACCAAGAAACCAAACCUCACUACAGCCCAGAGAGAGACGCAAGUCUUCUGGAGCUGGCAGUUUUGGGGGCGUGCCGGUGUCUCGGUGCUGCUGACGCGUGUCUGUGCAGUCGUGCCGCGGCUGGCAGCAGGAAGCAGCUGGUCCAGCUCCAACAGGAGCUGGAUGCACAGCGUCUGAAGAGAGAGGAGGCGUGGAUGGUCGCCGAUGCUUUUCGCAUCGCCUUUGAACAGCAGCUGAGGAAACGGAGUGAGCACUUCCUCCUGCUGGCUGAAGCCAACAUCCUGAAGUCUAAUCAGGGCAAAGCUGAAGGUGCUAACAGCAGUCCUUUAAUCAGUGUAAGCCAGAGGUUGAGAGGAUUGCUGCCAUCCAAGAUGCCUGAGACUGAGACCGAGACUGAGACUGAGACUCUCUACCGACUGCUGGACUUGCUGAAUGACAAGGAGGAGGCCCUGGCCCACCAGAGGAAGGUGAGCAUCAUGUUAGCCCACAGUGCAGACGAGCUACAGAGACAGUUGCAUCUGGAUUCACAUUGCCGGCCAGCAGACCCAUCAGAGAACCAGAACCAGCAAAGUUCUAAUACAUCAGAGUCGAAGAUACAAGCCCAAGUCUCAUCAGAGUCCAACAUCCAUGCACAGCAACAGCUGCCAGAUUCCCAGCAUCAGCCGGGACACCCAGCGCGUCUGUCAGAGUCCAGGACUGAACCACAGGAGCUGUCAGACCCAUCGCCGUCCAACAGCCAGCCACAGUCCAACCACAAAAACCACAAGUCUGAAAUCCAAAAAUCCGACCAACCAGAGUCCUGAUCCAGACAGCAGACUCCUGUCUCAGACAGAGACGCAGCAGUCAGGGUAUUCUAAAAUAGGAGGACGUGGUUUUGGCAUACACCACCUGGCUCAAUGCAAACGCCUAGUUCAAAAAAAGACAAUGUUGUGCACAUCCAUGUAGUUGCUGAUGCAUGACAAAAAAAAAGAAUGUUCAAAGAAAAGUGAGUGAAGUCCA